Messenger RNA from Diaporthe batatas, 960 nucleotides. RefSeq lists its product as uncharacterized. The record is from RefSeq and is a predicted model, not a curated record. NCBI's taxonomy places the organism in Eukaryota, Fungi, Ascomycota, Sordariomycetes, Diaporthales, Diaporthaceae. The transcript has 2 exons. The coding region runs from base 1 to 960 and encodes 319 amino acids.
AUGCCGGUCACCACGCCCACCGAGGAGAACUGCCACUACUAUGGAAGAUUCAUGCACACUCUGAAGCGGCAAGAGGCCGAAGGCCUCUAUUGGACAUUCUUCUUCCUCGUCCUGGCCGCCCUUUUCGCCGCCUCGUGGAAGUACGGCCGGGUGAUGGAGCGUAUCGAACACCUGAGUGUGGAAAGUCGCGAGCGACAACGGCGCCUGAGGUGGUUAUUCUGGUACUGCUUUCUCACUGGUGUCAUCGGGAUGAUUAUAGUGGUCCUUGAGGCUUUUGUCAUCAAUACACUACAAUUUUGCGACGGAGAGCCCCUCAUCAGUCUCUACUGGUCGUUGUGGACAAUGAUCCAGGUCGGAGGCAUCAUAGCCGUCUGGGGUAUCUGUCUUCAUGUCCGCCACAUGGUCACCGGAAAGAAGCACCCGCCCUGGGCUCUCGCACUUGGAACGCCAGUGCUGGUAGUUGCGGGCUUAGGCCAUUACUUUCAGGGCAAACUCAAGCGAUCACGAGCGGCCCGGAGUAUCAGAGGCCGAAGCCGUAGUCGCAACCCAACAGAACGAGGGCGUACCGAAGCUCUCAGUGAAGUUCCUACUGUCAGGGGUGACAGCACCGAUUCCAAGGCUGGGUCGACCGACGGAGACAGCCCAACGGUGUGCGGAGAUUGUAGCGAUGACUUCAACGCCAAAGUCAUCGGCUACACGAAGGAUGGCGACGUGAUCAUCAGGCUGUCAUCAAGCGUCCGUCAAGAGUUCAUGUCACGAGCUCAAGGCAGCAGCUCCAUCACUUGGGAUGAGCCAGUUAGGUACUCAGCGUCAAGAGACGGCGACAUGCGCAGAAAAGACAGCAUGACCCGGGGUCGAUCCAUGACCCGUGGCCCCUACAAGGGUAAAGACAGAGAGGGCUCUUCCGCCUUUGUUGACCUGGAGAAAGGGGAUAUCGCUGAUGAGAAGCCGGGGAAUUGA